This is a messenger RNA of Dunckerocampus dactyliophorus (ringed pipefish), 6355 nucleotides long. RefSeq names its product protocadherin 10a (gene pcdh10a). The transcript is spliced from 4 exons. NCBI's taxonomy places the organism in Eukaryota, Metazoa, Chordata, Actinopteri, Syngnathiformes, Syngnathidae. Gene Ontology annotation, molecular function: calcium ion binding. Bases 524 to 3679 code for a protein of 1051 amino acids. The record is from RefSeq and is a predicted model, not a curated record. Gene Ontology annotation, biological process: homophilic cell-cell adhesion. Gene Ontology annotation, cellular component: plasma membrane.
GCUGGCUGGCGUCGCGGAGCCCCAAUCAUGUGCCAUUACGCGCGGCGUCGGCGCUCACCAUUGGCUGCUGGGGAAAGAAGCUGUGCGCAAAACCAACCCCGCCGCUCACACUCACUUUACAGAGACCGAGCUGAGAGCAUCACCCGCUUGGAGCGCACAGACGCACUGAUUAUGAGAGCUGCUAUUCGCCAACAAGUUGCUUUUUCUUCUUUUUUUGUUUUUGCUCUGACAGACAGCCAGGAAGUGCCUGUUUUGUUGUGUAACUUUUUGUGAAGAAGGGCCAGUGCUUUUUUUUCAGCGCACAGGAAGUGUUGGCGACGCGUCCUGGCUCCAGUCCGGUGCAGAAUUGAUUAAAAAGGCGCUCGGAUCAGAUGGCUGUGCGUCAGAAGAAAAUGUUCCACGAGUCAAAGGAGCGGGAUUUCACCUUUUGGCAGGCAGAUCAUUUGGGAAAUGCGCACUGCUUGUAAAAAUAAGGAAUAACGCCUUUUUUGUCCUGAAGUGCACUUGGAAAGAAGGAGCGGAGAUGAUUUGGUUGCUUUUCCUGUGCUCCAUCCUGGAUGGAGCGCUCUCUCAGCUCCGCUAUUCCGUGCCAGAAGAGCAGGAGCCCGGGACUGUGGUUGGGAAUAUCGCAGAUGAUUUGGGGCUGGACAUUACCAAACUUUCCGCGCGGCGCUUCCAGACUGUGCCCAGUUCACGGACACCUUACCUGGAGGUGAAUUUAGAAAACGGCGCUCUUGUGGUGAAGGAGAAAAUUGACCGGGAAGAAAUUUGCAAGCAGACCAUUCCGUGCCUUUUGCACCUGGAAGUGUUUUUGGAGAACCCCCUGGAGCUCUUUCGCGUCGAGAUUGAAGUGAUGGAUAUCAACGACAACCCACCCAAUUUUCCCGAGGCGGACAUUUCCGUGGAGAUAUCAGAAAGCGCCAUCCCAGGGACGCGUUUCCCGGUGGAGAACGCCUUCGAUCCGGACGUGGGCGCAAACGCGCUCAGCACGUAUGCCAUCACGAAUAACAACAAUUUCUACCUGGACGUGCAGACACAAAGUGACGGCAAUAAGUUCGCCGAGCUGGUGCUGGAGAAGCCGUUAGACCGGGAGCAGCAGGCGGUGCACCGCUACGUGCUCACCGCGGUGGACGGAGGCAACCCGCAGCGCACCGGCACGGCGCUCCUGGUCGUCAAAGUUCUGGACUCCAACGACAACGCGCCCACUUUCGACCAGUCUGUGUACACGGUGGACUUGCGGGAAAACUCCCCCUUGGGCACCCAAGUGAUUCAGCUUAACGCCACUGAUGUGGACGAGGGGCAAAACGGGGAGAUUAUUUAUUCCUUCAGCAGCCACAACACGCCGCGGAUUAAAGACUUGUUCAGCAUUGACGCCAGAACGGGCAGGAUCGAAGUGGCCGGUGAGGUGGACUACGAGGAGACCAGCACGCACCAGAUCUACGUCCAGGCUAAAGACAUGGGGGCUAACGCCGUCCCCGCUCAUUGCAAAGUGCUCGUUAAACUUGUGGACGUGAACGACAACACUCCAGAGAUCAGCUUCAGCACCGUGACGGAGUCGGUGAACGAGCAGGACGCCCCUGCUGUCAUCGCACUUUUCAGCGUCUCCGAUCGAGACUCCGGCGAGAACGGUGUCAUGAGCUGCGAGAUCCUGGGAGAUGUUCCUUUCAAGUUGAAGUCUUCUUAUAAGAAUUACUACACCAUCAUGACCGACGGCCCGCUGGACCGAGAGACCACAGAGUCCUACACCAUCACGGUAGUGGCGAAAGACAAGGGCCAGCCGGCGCUUGCCACCAGUAAGUCCAUUAAAGUUCACGUCUCUGAUGAGAACGACAACGCGCCGCACUUUACACAGGCGGUUUAUGACGUGUAUGUGACUGAGAAUAAUGUGCCUGGGGCCUUCAUUCACGCUGUGAGCGCUGUAGACCCUGAUAUAGGACAGAACGCUCUCAUUACUUACUCCAUAUUGGAGUGUGACAUACAGGGCAUGUCUGUGGACACAUACGUGUCCAUUAAUCAGGACACGGGCUACCUGUACGCGCUGCGCUCUUUUGAUUAUGAACAGCUCAAAGAGUUCAGUUUCAUGGUGCAGGCCAAGGACUCAGGAACCCCAGAGCUCUUCUCCAACGCCACAGCAAACGUGAUCAUCGUGGACCAGAAUGACAACGCCCCCACCGUCAUCGCCCCAAUUGGUAAAAAUGGCACCGCUAAGGAGCACCUGCCACGCUCUGCUGAGCCUGGAUACCUCGUGACGCGCAUUGUGGCCAUGGAUGCUGAUGAUGGCGAGAAUGCACGGCUGUCCUACAGCAUCCUGCGAGGCAACGAGAUGGGCAUGUUCCGCAUGGACUGGAGGACCGGGGAACUGAGGACCGCCCGGCGGAUCUCACCCAAGCGGGACUCUCAGGGCCACUAUGACCUGCUGAUUGAAGUGAGGGACCACGGGCAGCCCCCCCUGUCGUCCUCAGCCAGCGUGAGUGUGAUAUUAGUGGACAGUGUGGUGGAAGGUUGGAGUGGGGAUCGUGGCUCUGCCUCCAAGGCAAAGGAGACCUCGCUUGACCUGACGCUCAUUCUCAUCAUCGCCCUGGGCUCUGUCUCCUUUAUCUUCCUCUUGGCCAUGAUUGUCCUGGCCGUGCGUUGCCAAAAGGACAAGAAAUUCAAUCUCUACACCUGCCUGCUGGCCGGCGACUGCUGCAUGUGCUGCGGCUCCUGUUGCAGCAGGCAAGCUCGCAGCCGCAAGCAGAAGAAGCUGAGUAAGUCCGACAUCAUGUUGGUUCAGAGCACCAAUGUGACCUCAGGUGUGGGGCCCGUGGGGCAGGUGCCCGUGGAAGAGUCUGGAGUGGGCAGCGUAGGAGGGGGGUUUGGCUCCCACCACCACCAGAACCAGAACUCCUACUGCUACCAAGUGUGUCUGACACCAGAGUCUGCCAAGACGGACCUGAUGUUCCUCAAACCGUGCAGCCCCUCCCGAAGCACUGACACGGACCACACCAACCCGUGCGGCGCCUUAGUCACCGGUUACAGCGACCAACAGCCGGACAUCAUCUCCAACGGCAGCAUUCUUUCUAGCGAGAACAAACACCAGCGGUCGGAACUCAGCUACCUGGUGGACAGACCAAGACGUGUUAACAGUUCGGCAUUCCAAGAAGCAGACAUUGUCAGCUCGAAGGACAGCGGUCACGGUGACAGCGAGCAAGGCGACAGUGAUCACGACGCCACCAACCGGGGCCACUCUGCCGGCGCUGACCUGUUCUCCAACUGCACGGAGGAGUGCAAGGCCCUGGGCCACUCGGACCGCUGCUGGAUGCCAUCCUUCGUCCCAUCAGAUGGGCGCCAGGGGCCGGACUACCGCAGCAACCUCCAUGUCCCCGGAAUGGACGCUACACUACCAGACACUGAGGUACCCUCCUCUACCGACCUAUCUGAAGUCGCCUUGGCCUCGUCCGCCGCUUCGUCCAACGAUAGGUCAUUCUCCACCUUUGGCAAGGAUGGUCAAAGGUCACAGUCACACAACAGCCUUCACCAUCACCUCCAUCAGCAACAGCAGCAGUACAGCUCCAGCACGCUAGAGCGGAAAGAGUAUGAUAGGGGGACCCUUCCGUACAAACCCACCUUUCUCUGUGAGUAUCAGUAUGAAAAAUCCCUGGGGCCGUUUGACUUUGGUCUGGUCCAGUACAGAUACUAAGGGAAAGGGGUCACUUGAUUGUGGUCUGGACUAUCUACUUCUAGUUCUCCCAUUUGUAAGGAGCUUACUGUUUUGUUGUGUUGCUCUUUUUGUAACUGUUUUGUCAAAUGUAAAAUGUAAUCUAUUCUUUUCUCCAAAACCCACGUAAAUAGACGCACGGGCUAAUUUUAAAUAUUGUCUGUAUUCAUGUGACAUAAAAGGAAAAAUAAACUCACAUUUAAAUUGGUUGUCAUAUGGAUCUGCUGUGGCCCAUUUUCUUUCUCCCACCUCGGCAAACUUCCCCCUUCAAAAUCCUUUAAAAGCUCUGGUUUUUUAUCUGAUGCUCAUAUCAGUAAAGGUCACCAACAUCAAGCUCACCUCAUGUUUUUAUUCGUUCCAUCACCUCAUAUGUCUGAAUGCCAUUUAUGACAGCAAACGUGAUUUGGAUGUGCAUAAACAACCAGAUAAUCCAUGUUAUUCUGAAGGUUAAAGUGCAAGGCAUCACAUUGGAAGCAACGGGACGCCACAUUUAAAAAUGUAAACAUUUCCAGCUAUAAAGAAGUUGUACAGAAUUCAUUAGGAGAGGAUAACAAAUCAUUUCCAACUCCCACGGAACAUGAAUAAUCUAUUAGCUCUAAGAGACGCGAAUGUAUCGGAUGUCCGCGCUGAGUAGAGAGGCGGUUUCCAGUCAAGUCACCAGCAUGUUCGCCGCCGUUUUUCCUUCAUACUGCAUGCUGUCUCUCAGGUAAAGGAUUGUUUGUGACCCAGCAAACAGUGGCAGGCCAUCGCUCUCCUACAGAAGUUCUCUGUGCAAAAGAUAAUUGCUAUUUAGCCUUUAGGUGAUUCUCUAAAUAUAGCACCCUGCUCAUCUCUUCUGUCUCGCAGGCUUACGAUAAAUGUGCAAUAUAAAACUCCAUUGUACACCACUAUUGGAUUUAUGAGUUCCUUUUGGUGUUGGGCUCUUCAAAUAUAUGGGCUUCGUUUUGGCACAACAGAGGUUUUGCUCCGUGUAAAAACAAGAACAAUUGCCCCGGAAGCCGAUGCUAUAAACCAAAAGCCAGCCUGUUCUACGUUUGAUAGGAACAUCUUUGCCAGUGGCUGUAGUAAUGUUUCUUAAUAAACAAUUUAUAAAUCUUUAAUGAUGCAUGAACAGUGGUGGUUCAGUGGUGUCCUGUAUUUCUUGAAUUCAAUGGGUUUCCUCAUCUUCUUUGUCAAAAUGCUGGCACUUGCAAAGUUUCUUGCGCUACUCAUGUGACAAACUAUAAAUAAAAACAUGUUUUGUCACAUUUUUGUCUUUCUGGAGCAGAUUAAUUGUAUAUGCGGCGGUGCCUUGGUUAACGUCAUUAAUCCAUUCCAAAAUGUCUGACUCAAACCAAAACGGACUCUAACCAGAGCAAAUAGAAAAUAGAAGAAAAUAUUGUCAAUUACAUUCAUUAAAAAUCUUAACACAAGACAAAUUUUAUAGACAAUAAUUAUAGUUUUACAUGCAGAAAAUGAUGCAAAAAUAAUCACAAAUGACAAAUGAACGGACAACUGAAUAUUUAACAUCACUUUUACCCAGUCAAAAGACAAAACCAUCAAUGAACAAAAUAACACAAACACGUUAUUGUGCUGCAACCACAAUUAUCAAAAAUAUAUCAAACUAAAUAUCAACAUUCUAGAACCGAUAAACAUGUCCCUUGUCAUUUAAUGUAGAAAAUGAAAAUAAAACUGCUGGCCGUGAUGUGGCGGAAGUGCGCCGGCAAGUAUUUGUUUGACUCCCUGCCGUGAACAUGCUUUGUUGUUAGAACCAGAAAUGAGUGUUAAGGAUGUAAAAUGAGAAAGGCGGAAACACAGAGUGUCACCCUCGAUGCGCCGCCAGGUUGAUAGUAUGUGCGUGUGCAUGCGUGUGUGAGUGGGAGGUGCCUCUGAGCGGGCGAACGCAAGCCACGGCAAAAUUUUAGCAAAAACUUUGGAUGUUAACCGAACAGACAUUAACCAUUACCACUGUAUGUUGUAAUACGUUUCGGUUAGGAAGGGAUUAAUGACACUAACCAAGGUUCCACUGUAAUCUAUGACCACAUUCAUUUGUUGUAUUCAGGUGCUGUCUGCGCUCAUUGCGUAGGGACAAUUCCCCACAUAGAUCAACAUAUGCCACCAUGAUGCGCAUGCUAGAUAUUGCCUCCAGGGUUUUGCUAAAUUGGGACCACCCAAAUUCAACCAAUCACCUGAAAUGCUACAACUUUGUCCAAUUGUUACAACUUCCCCGCAUGUUUUGGCCAAUCCCUGCGGCGCCCCCUAGAGAAUGCCUCAUUGCUUUGGUUUCAACCGCUUCAUGUGAGCAGUAUGGGUGGGAACGCCAGUUUUUCACCUGUAGAGGGCACCCAUCCAACAAACAUAUCCAGACCUGAGAGCAAAUGAUUAGCAAAUAAAUAUGAAAUCCUCCCCAUCCCUGUGGCGCCCCCUAGAGAAUGCAAUUGCCCUGGAGGCCCAUAGCUACAACCGCCACUGUCCAUGUAUAUAUAUUUAACGGCACAAUUACUGCACAGCACAUGGCCUCAGUUAGUUUUAGCAUCCCUGAGGAGGAGACUUUAUGGUAUAUAAAUAGCUUCACCGCAAGUCUUUUGUGGCAUGUAUCCUUCAAGAGACUGUAUUUGUAGCCGUCACUAAAAAGCCUCACGGGAAAUAGUGUCAUUUGUCUUAACGACUGUUCUUUGU